Pleurotus ostreatus (oyster mushroom) is the source of this 996-nucleotide messenger RNA. RefSeq lists its product as uncharacterized. Gene Ontology annotation, molecular function: polygalacturonase activity. The transcript has 12 exons. The record is from RefSeq and is a predicted model, not a curated record. Gene Ontology annotation, biological process: carbohydrate metabolic process. The coding region runs from base 1 to 996 and encodes 331 amino acids. Lineage: Eukaryota; Fungi; Basidiomycota; Agaricomycetes; Agaricales; Pleurotaceae.
AUGACUGGUCUCUCCAACAAGCAUCUGAACCUCCAAGGAACCAUAAAAUUCACCCCCGACAUUCCAUAUUGGACAGGGAACGCGUUCUUUAUACCUUUCCAAACCCAAGUCACCUUCUGGCUUCUCGGUGGUAAGAACCUACGUGUUGAUGGCGGCGGAACUCUUGAUGGGUCAGGCCAAAUCUGGUACGACACCUUCGCGAGCAAUUCAUCAUUGUUGCGACCGAUAGUCUUGACCCUUUUCCAAGCAACCGACGUCGUUGUGGAAAGUAUCAAUAUGAUCAACGGCCCAGAGUGGUUCAACCUUGUUAACGAGGGAAAGAACAUUGUCUACAAUAACCUGCACAUCGAUGCUCGCUCCACGUCUUCGCACAGGAUUUCCAAUACAGACGGAUGGAACAUCUAUCGCAGCGACAAUGUGACCAUUCAAAACUCCGUGAUCAACAACGGAGACGACUGCGUUGCCUUCAAACCUAAUGCUACGAAUGUUUUGGUCUCGAAUCUACAAUGUAAUGGAUCACAUGGUAUUUCCGUCGGAUCCCUAGGACAAUUCCCUGACAUGUUUGACAUCGUCGAAAACGUCCUCGCGGUAAAUGUAACCAUGACCAACGCUCAAAACGGUGCACGUAUCAAAGCGUGGGCAGGGCAAGGUGUCGGCGCCGGACGAGUGAAAAAUAUUACCUUCCAGCACUUCGUCGAGAGCAAAGUCGACAACCCCGUCGUCAUCGACCAGUGUUAUAUGACCAGCGCGUCCGCUUGCGCCCAGUUCCCUUCCAAUGUUUUCAUCUCUGAUAUAUUCUUCAACGACAUCUCUGGCACGUCGUCUGGCUCCCUAGUUGCCGCCCUGUCUUGCUCCCCAGACGGUCGCUGCAGCGACAUCAACGUCAACGACUUCACCGUCAAGGCUCCUUCCGGUACCUCCAAGUUAACUUGUCAGAACGUGGAGGUGACAGGAAACGCUGCUUCGCUGUUCCCGACAUGCGCCAUCACUGGAUAA